UAUUAUCAACGGUCCGUUAACUUACAUGAUAUAAACAUGUUGAGGAAAGUGUUUAGUAAAGGUGUUACUAGACUGUUUAUUACUUCUCACUCCAGGUCAACUCAACGAUGGUGCUCCAGUCUGCACAAGGUAGACUAUGAGCAGGGACAGUCACCAGAAACAAGAGUGAGGGAAUACUUCUAUUACGUCGACCAUCAAGGCAUGCUGUUUAUGGAUGAUGCAAGAAUUAAGAACUUCACAUCUUGCUUUAAAGAGAAGAAGUUCCUCCAGUUUUUCUUCAGUCGACUUCGCAUGAACGAUACAGAACGAUAUCCUGAGUUUCCUUUUUUAUCUCCCUGUGGUCGUGAGAGGAAUUACAUAAGAUGUGAUGAUCUUCCUGUGGUGUUCACAAAUUUGGUGAUGAAGAAUACUUCUUUAGGAUCAGAAGAGCACCUGGCAUAUGGCAAUGCAGGUGAAGUGAUGACCCUUCCAUUCCAGCCAUCUGAAUUAUGCAUGCAAGUUGAGACUGGACGAGUAUAUCACCCUGCUUCUGAAUGUGUAGGAGGAGUGGGACUCGUCAGAUCCCAGUUAUCUAUUCAACUCUCGACACACUUCAUUUUUGGAAACAGCGAAGAAAAACCUCCCACUCACAUAAAUUGGGGAGGUCAAGAAAUAAAACUGUCUCAAAAUUUAGUGCCAGUAUUGCAGAGUCUAGAACAAGUUAGGAAAUUUAGUUUAGGACUUACAGAAGAUGAUAGCUAAUGUGGAUAUCUUUCUUUAGAGUUUCAUGUAAUAAAUAGAUUGUAUAAUUAUAUAAUGUUGUAUAUACUGUAUUUAUAAAAGCAAAAGACAUACUGUAUAUCCCAUUUAAAGUGGGUUGGCUAUGCAAUUUUUUUCCCAUUAAAAGUAGCUUUUAUUAAUGUCAUGAAAAGCUUGGCCUCAGUUUGUCAGAUAUUAUAAGAGUACUUUAUGGUUCAUCAUCACAAUUGAUAAUUUAAUGGCUGUAUUAUUAUUUUGAAUAGGAUAGUGUUUAAUUUUUUUUUGUUCAUUUAUUCCAGGCUGCUGUCAUUUAAAUCAUUACUUGCAAGGCAGUAAGCUAUGUAUUCAUUAUUGUUUAUUCUGAAAGGUAUUCUUAACGAUAUUGUAUUGGGAUUCAUAGAGUAAAGACAUCCAUGCAUGUAUUAUAUAUGUUAUGUUUGGGAAGUACCUGUUCUUACUACACUAUAUUUAUUAAAAAAUAAUUGUAACUUUC
Molecule: messenger RNA, 1231 nt
Organism: Homarus americanus (American lobster)
Lineage: Eukaryota; Metazoa; Arthropoda; Malacostraca; Decapoda; Nephropidae
Product: UPF0598 protein CG30010-like
Exons: 4
Coding region: 37-741 (234 amino acids)
Source: RefSeq, a predicted model, not a curated record